CGCUCGGCUUGCAGUUUGUCAAUUCGCGCUCUCGAAUGAACACUUCUGGAUUUAAUAUCCGAAAAUGGACAGCAGGGGUGUGAAGGAUCUGUACGCUGAAGUGCUCCAAAAAGAACAGAGGCGUUAUUACGUGGGUGAAUCCCGAAUUAAAGCUGCAAUUCAGAACAUGAAAGAUGCCUACCUCCCGGACAAAGACUGGGAGGAAAAAAACGUACCUUUGUACGUCAAUUACGACGAUGCUGCCCAUCGCUGUGCCUAUUUGCACAAAUACGCCGCAUGCUAUACGGGCAUGGUACAAGAGUUACUGAAAGACACUUUUCAGAGGGAUAACCAAGUAAAACGUCAACUGAACUCGCUACGAAAGCUGAAUCUUUGUAGUUUGGGCGGAGGCCCGGGAACAGAUGUUGUUGCAAUAUUAGACGUCUUCGCCAACUUCAUGGAUUUUAUCCCUUGCAGUGUGAAUAUCAUAGACCUCAACGGAAGUUGGCGAAGUGUAUUCGAAUCUGUGGUGCAAGAACUGCAAUGUGGGAACAACAGGAAAUUGAAGAACAUGCUAUCGCCGAGCUAUUUUCGUUUUAAUUACAUCACAGCAAACAUGCUUUUGCCCCUGAGUCCACUCGUGAAGUCGUCCAUAAUGAGUGCAGACUUUAUUAGUAUGGUAAAGUUCAUUUCUGCUGCUGCCUGUGAUAACACUGAAUCCAUGGUUUCGGAAAUAUUUCGCUACCUCAAGCCGGGAGCCCUCGUGAUGUUCAUUGAUAAUGCUGCUGGUGGUUUCUUACAAAUGCUUCAAGAUCAGGCUAGGAACCACAGACUGCAGACUGUACGAGGGCCUGUGGAGCACUACCGCUUCGAAAAUGCAGACUACAGCGUAAAUCGCUUCGGAUAUACAAGUCAAAGCAAGACCACAGUUUCCUUGCAGAUCUGGAUGAAGCCACAGUCGAUUCAUAGUACCAGUCAGUCGCUUCGACAUCAGUAUGUGGCACAGGCUCAGGCUCGCCAACCUCGGCAAUAUGACUACGUUAGACAUGGCACUGGAUUCAGGAUCGCUCCUGAACAAGAGCGGGGCUGCUGUUCGUUAAAUUGAAAUAUGUGACACAGGCUGAGCUGAGUA
Uloborus diversus is the source of this 1111-nucleotide messenger RNA. RefSeq lists its product as uncharacterized. The transcript has 2 exons. The record is from RefSeq and is a predicted model, not a curated record. Bases 65 to 1084 code for a protein of 339 amino acids. NCBI's taxonomy places the organism in Eukaryota, Metazoa, Arthropoda, Arachnida, Araneae, Uloboridae.